AUGAAGAACACUUUUGACAAAAUUCGUUCGAAGAUAGCAAAAUUCAAUGCUAAGGGGGUACAACCAUUCCCCUCCAAUUCUGAACCGAUAACUCCCCAAGAUCCAUCAUCUAUUGGUCUUAAAAUCAUCUAUGAUUCUCCCGAUGCAGCUAUCGACAUCAUAGCCAUUCAUGGUCAAAACGGCCAUCCCACCGAGUCCUGGACAAAUAGGGGUAAUGGAAUACUUUGGCUACGAGAUCUGCUCCCAGGAGUUUUAGAAACAAAUCCAGGCGUAAAGGUUCGGAUUCUUAGUUAUGGAUAUGCUCGUCGUGAUUCCGUUGAGAUUAUCGGCGCUGGAUUAGUGAAGAACAUUAAUGAGUUAAGGAAUGAAACGAAGAGUGAAGGAAGAAAAAUAGUUUGGUGUGCACACAGUUUUGGGGGUCCUUUGCUACGGGCUGCAAUAACCAUCCUUCCUGCCUCUAGGGACAUCCAAGUAUCAACUCACGCCAUUUUAUUUUUUGGGGUAGUAAAAAAUAUGGGAUUAGAAAAUCUGGAUGUGGUGCUUGCAUUGCCAGAAGCUUCUUUGAGCAAGGAGAUGGGAAAUUUGAGGAAAGAGAUGUUGUGGUUGAAGAAUGGGAGUGAAGCUUUUGAUAGCUUAAGUGAGCAAAUGAAUUGGGUGAUUUUGUGGUUUAGGGAGGUAGCGAGUAAGGGAGAGAAGGUUAAAAUUCUGGACAGUGUGGAUGUGAGAGAGGAAAAGAAGGGAGAGGGGUACUGUGAGAGGGAAAUGGUAGUUAAAUUGGAUAAGACGCAUGGUGCUAUGGUAAGAUUCGGGGAUGCUGAGGAUGAAGAUUUUAAGGCUGUGGUGGAGAAGGUAAGGGGGAUGGUUGGAGGAGCGUUGAUAUGA
Molecule: messenger RNA, 882 nt
Organism: Sclerotinia sclerotiorum 1980 UF-70
Lineage: Eukaryota; Fungi; Ascomycota; Leotiomycetes; Helotiales; Sclerotiniaceae
Exons: 3
Coding region: 1-882 (293 amino acids)
Source: RefSeq, a predicted model, not a curated record